GCUAAAGGGGUGGGGCCUAGGAAUCGGAACCUUCGGGAGCGCGUCACCCGGUCGGGCUGCGGUGCUCCCUCGAGUCCCAGCGUCCCUUUUCGUGUAGCCCAUCUCCGCUUCAGCUGCCGUGGCAUCAUGGCUCUGUUCGUCGCUCUCCUGUCCUUGCUGGUGACGGGUGUUUUAGGGAAUGAAUUUAGCAUAUUAAGAUCACCAGGGUCUGUUGUUUUCCGAAAUGGAAAUUGGCCUAUACCAGGAGAUCGAAUCCCAGAUGUGGCUGCACUGUCCAUGGGCUUCUCUGUGAAAGAAGACCUGUCUUGGCCAGGGCUUGCGGUGGGUAACCUGUUCCACCGGCCACGGGCAACCAUUCUGGUGAUGGUGAAGGGGGUGGACAAGCUGGCUCUCCCCGCGGGCGGUGUCAUCUCCUACCCUUUGGAGAAUGCAGUUCCUUUUACUCUUGACGGUGUUGCAAAUUCCAUUCACUCCUUAUUUUCAGAAGAAACUCCUGUAGUUUUGCAGUUGGCUCCCAGUGAGGAAAGAGUGUAUAUGGUGGGGAAAGCAAACUCCGUUUUUGAAGAUCUUUCAGUCACAUUACGGCAGCUACGUAAUCGCCUGUUUCAAGAAAACUCCGUUCUCAACUCUCUUCCCCUCAAUUCUCUGAGUAGGAAUAACGAAGCUGACCUGCUCUUUCUUUCGGAACUGCAAGUGCUCCGUGACAUUUCGAGUUUGUUGUCUCGUCAUAAGCAUCUAGCCAAGGAUCAUUCUCCCGACUUGUAUUCACUGGAGCUGGCGGGUUUGGAUGAACUUGGGAAGCGCUAUGGGGAAGACUCUGAACAGUUCAGGGAUGCUUCUAGGAUCCUUGUGGAUGCUCUCCAAAAGUUUGCAGAUGACAUGUACAGUCUCUAUGGUGGGAAUGCAGUGGUCGAGUUAGUGACUGUCAAAUCAUUUGACACUUCCCUUGUGAGGAAGUCAAGGACCAUCCUUGAAGUAGAAGAAGAGAUUACCGAAAUUCCCUAUAACCUUGCAUAUAAGUAUAAUUUGGAGUAUUCAGUGGUUUUCAACAUGGUACUGUGGAUUAUGAUCGGCUUGGCCUUGGCUGUGAUUAUCGUCUCUUACAACAUUUGGAAUAUGGAUCCUGGAUAUGAUAGCAUCAUUUAUAGGAUGACAAACCAGAAGAUUCGAAUGGAUUGAGUUUUCCUUGUGCUAGACUUAGACAGCAGGUUUGGUAUUGGUUGUUCUGUUAAAGUAUAUCUUUUAGUGUGGUUUAAAGUAAACAGUAUACCUUAAAUUGAUUGCAAAGAAGACAUAGAUUUUUGUUCUGUGUUGUGUGUGUGCCUAUGGUUUCUUUAGAGUGAUUUAUAGUGUUGACACAAAAUGAAUUGUAAUAUAGAUUCCAUAAUAUGCUCAAAUAUUGUUGACAUAGUUAUUUAAUAUUGUAAUUUCAUUCCAUUUAAUACAUUUGGAAAUAUGCACUGAAAGAAAUGUAAACCACUUAGAGUAGUUGUGUUGUUCAUGUUGGAGAAUGCACUGGGUUUCUUAGAGAAGCUUUUAAAUGCUUGAGUUCCUUGCACAGGAUAGAUAAAUCCUAGUUGAGCUGUUAUUCACUAUGAACAAUUUGUAAAUGUCUUAAUCUGAUGUAAAUAUCUCUGAGAGAGGAGGGAAGAUUUUAACUAAGAGUAGCCCAAAAAUACUGCAUAUGCUUAUACAAUCGCUUAGUUUUGGAAGUGUGUGUGUGACUGGCAGGCUAGCUAUUUUUAAUCUCUUCUGCAAGUUUGGUGAUCCAUGUGGUUUAGUAGAGAUAUUAAAAAUAUUAAAAAUACUAUGUUGAUUUCAGGAGAAUAUAGCUUUGUGGAGUAUAGCUGCUUGUAAUUAGAUAUACAAAAACAAAUCUAUGGGGGAUAUCUUGAAGCAUGAAUAUAAAAUAUUUUUAUUUCCCUAACUUUUCCCCCUGUGAAGUUACUCUGGUUUGUGUAUGCUACAGCUUCAUUCUGUAGAAUAUUAAGUGGAAGUGGAUGAUUGCUACUGUUCGUGUGAAAAUGGACCAAUAUCAAUAUAGAGUGACAAAUAAAGUUAAUGAUUCAAAAAUCUGUGUCAUUGCAAUUCUAAAUUUAUAUUUUCAAAACCUAAUUAAACAGGCUGUUAUUUCACCAGAA
Peromyscus eremicus (cactus mouse) is the source of this 2141-nucleotide messenger RNA. RefSeq names its product ATPase H+ transporting accessory protein 2 (gene Atp6ap2). Gene Ontology annotation, biological process: positive regulation of Wnt signaling pathway. The coding region runs from base 127 to 1179 and encodes 350 amino acids. The transcript is spliced from 9 exons. Lineage: Eukaryota; Metazoa; Chordata; Mammalia; Rodentia; Cricetidae. Gene Ontology annotation, cellular component: external side of plasma membrane; membrane. The record is from RefSeq and is a predicted model, not a curated record. Gene Ontology annotation, molecular function: signaling receptor activity.